AUGGACGGUGUAGUACUGUUGACUCAUCGUUUGCCACCCCGCAGCCCUGUUGAUGUCCUACCACUGACGUGGCAUAGUAGAGCCCUUUCGCCGUUCCGUGAAGCCCGUGUGCCGUUCCGCGUGCCCCUUCGGGUCCACUCAGGGUACAUCCUCGUAGGUACAUGCUAUCCGAGACGUGAGACGAUCUCAUGCCCCAACUACCCGGUUCUGGAUAGCACCGAUAUCGAUACUCUGGUUCCUGUGACAGUACACUGCCUUGACUACCAUCCUCCCGGUCGUGGGAGCCUAGCUCUUCUGCUCCCUUUUUCUCUCCUCGAGACUACUCUCCAAUACGUCUGCCCCCUUCAUAAUACUGAAUAUUUCAACCUGCCGCUGCCGAAGCGCACGAAAGACAUGUGGCCGCCGGGAAGAGCGGCGGCCACGCCACCCGCACCGGCGAAUAAGAACCUGACGGUGCUGAAGCACAUAGGAAAGAAGUGGCUGCUACGCAGAGCGCCCACGCCAUCCACACUGACACCAACUACUAGCGCCACUGAAUUUACCAUUGAUACCACAUCGGUCACUAGCUGCCGCUCAAUGGAUCAGGACAGUCAAAGCUCCCAAUUUGUUUCGACGAAGAGAUAUCAGUUCUGGAAUCGCUCUCGAACAACUCAAAAUGCCGUCCUCGAGCUGGUCACUCUCGCAGGUACCAUCCUAGUCGAAGCUUCCCAGAUGACGCAAGGAGUUCCCUACGUGGAGUGCCUCGCCAAGGUCAUCGAAUACGUUGCCAAAGCUAGCAAAGAGCUACAGACGGUCAAAACGACGUUUAGUACGUUGAGUGAGCGGAUCAUCCGGUUACAGGGCAUCAUUGUCGGCGUCCGUGAAGAUAGCAAGAGGCAGGGUACCUUGCCAUUGGGCUUAGACGAUCCUUUCAGACUGCUCGAAAGGCUGCUAUCGCAGGUCAUCAAUUUCCUCUCUGGAAAAGAAGUGUCCCGGUUGAAACGCCUCACGCGGUUCUUGAACCGCAAGGACGUUCUAUGCGAUCUUCAGAAGUGCGAGUUGGAUAUAAAUCACGCUAUAGAGGAGUUUAAUACUCGUCUCAACAUCCAACAGACGCUUAUUGAGCAUGACAUGAAGAAGUCGCUGUCUGUGGUGGAGGAUAAAAUGGAUGCAGUGAAGAUGAUAACGGAAGAGCACGAAGUUCGGGAUCAAACUAGACACGUAGUAGUACUCAUUGUCUUGUUGAUAUCCGGAACCUCUGGCGGCUCGACAUUGGUCGUUUCAGCCGUUUUAUUUGGGAACCCUGUUCACGUUGGAGAGUCCGGAAGGCUCAAUCGGGAACACAUAAGAUGGUAA
This is a messenger RNA of Stereum hirsutum FP-91666 SS1, 1335 nucleotides long. RefSeq lists its product as uncharacterized. Gene Ontology annotation, biological process: cell surface receptor signaling pathway. The transcript is spliced from 11 exons. The record is from RefSeq and is a predicted model, not a curated record. NCBI's taxonomy places the organism in Eukaryota, Fungi, Basidiomycota, Agaricomycetes, Russulales, Stereaceae. Bases 1 to 1335 code for a protein of 444 amino acids.